Molecule: messenger RNA, 3890 nt
Organism: Aspergillus melleus
Lineage: Eukaryota; Fungi; Ascomycota; Eurotiomycetes; Eurotiales; Aspergillaceae
Exons: 3
Coding region: 516-3035 (839 amino acids)
Source: RefSeq, a predicted model, not a curated record
GGCGAAGUAUAGAAGCCGGCGACGGGGGACGGGCGACGUGAUUGGCGCGCGCACUGACCGCUUCCUGUUUUGCCGGUCAGCACCCCCCGAUUUUUGAUUUUCGAGCGCAGGCAGUUGCAACCAGUUCCAACUUUCACCUCACGCUUGCUGGUCUAGGUAAGUGAAUGUUGUCGCACUCACCUGUCGUCGAGGGGACGUGACGCGCAUGACCACAACAAGGCCUCCCACAUCAACAACCUCCCCCCCGCCUCUUUCUCUUUCUCUUUCUCUUUCUUUCUUCUCCCACCACCUUCUCAUCUCUCACUUCUCGACUCUACACCAUCCACACAACAUCGAUCCCAAGCCUUUACCACACCUUUCAAGUCUUUCUGAACUAGAUUCUGCUUGAUCUACACUCUUACUACCUUGCUUCCAAAUCUGAGCUACUCAAACAGCUAGUAUCGUUGCUAAACCUUCGUCCGCUGUGACCUCGAGCGCAUCUGUCCGCCGCCCUUGAGUGACGCAAGUCUUCCACAAUGCGUACUCGUUCUCAGCAGCAGUCGCCUGGCAACUUCGUCUCUCUCGAGAAUCCGUCUCGUCGGACUCGCUCGACCCGAAGCGCCUCGCAGACCAAAAAUGUCAAUACCACAAAUGCCACCGAUCGCACAGAUCCCGAUCCCACCGAAGAAGAACCUUCUGGGCCCUCUAAACAGCCCGCGACGCGCGCGAAGAGCCAGCGUGUGACCAAGAAAAAAUUUGCCUCAACUACCAAGAAGAAAGUCACCAAGGCCGCAUCCAGUAAGCCCGCCGCAAAAGCCACCCGGAAGUCGACGCGAAAGACCGCGAAGGCCACAUCCGAGGAGCCUGAAACCCAUGCAGACGAAACGCCGGAGACAACCCCAGAAACCGACGAUAACAAAGAAAACGCCGACGAUGCGAUCCAGAAUACCGAGUCCGAGAGCGCUACUGCCGAACAGGCUUUAGCUGAGAAGGACGACGCCCAAAUCAACAGGAAGCGCACCCGUUCCGUCGUGAGCGAUGAGGAAACGGCUGCGGGGGGCCCAGAGACCCCGAUUGCCAACAAGCGUCGGAACCUGGGUGCCCCGGGAAGUACCCCGUUCGCCCGGAGACUUCCCCCUCUCUCCCGUCGAUUAUCGUCGACGUCCGUGCCUUACUCAGAGAGGUUGCGGCGGCGGCAGGCAGAGAGAAACGGAAGAAUCCAUCGAACUGUCUUCCGGCUCCCAGAGUACAUCGCCCAAGAGAUGGCUGAUCGUCAAGCAGCGGAGACCGCUAGCCAGCCGGAACCUCCCUUGACGCAUGUCGAUGGCCCAGAAGACCCGGGGAAAUCUCAGGGCCAGGACCAGCAAGUUGAAGACGCGCCCGCUGAACACUCUUCAGAAAAGCCUUCAGCUCCUUCAGCAGCCCUUCCCUCGGCCUUGCCCGAAACGCCUCGUAGAGGCUGGAACAUUCGCGGUCUGCUCAAUUCCGUGCCUCGCUCGUUCUCUCGGCUCAUCCCGGGUUUCGGCCGGCCGUCAGCGCAGAAUAGACAGCCUGAGCAAUCAUUGCCGUCUUCGGAGUCUGAGACCACUAAGCAGUCAGCUUUAGAAGGUAUCGACCGUACAGUGGAUACUGAGCCAGAGUUCACCAGUACAAAAGCCAAGUUCCGUCCGUGGAAGCCUCGACGUCGCCUGACUACUGGUGAGCCGCCCCAGAAGCGUCGAAAUCUUGAGUACUCUCUUUUCCCUGCUCCGAUGGACAGGUCUCUCUAUCUUGGUGAUAUCACCACGCCCCUCCGGGAUUUACCCGAGCCAUCCACCUUGCAGUCUGCUUCUCUGCCGCCUACUUCACACCCCUCUACCGUUGAUACACGUCCUCGUGAGCCAACUACUACCGCUGCUACUACCCUCACUUCGGAAUCCUCUGCUCAGAUCGAAGACGCAUCAUCGGCUACUCAGGCUCAAGAGAUCAGAGGACGCGAGACUCCACAGCAGGCUAGCUCUAACAAGCAAAAGAAGCGCAAGCGUGCGCCGUCUCCUGACGUUAUUCCCAACCCGCCUGGAUGCAGCUAUGGAAUGGAUACCGACUACUUCUGGUACAGCUCUGACAGCGAGGAUGAGGGCGAGGAUGAGGCCCCCGAGCAGUCUACUGCCCCUCAGCAGGCCAACGGUCUGGCUAGAACUGCUGUGCGCAGUGCUCUCCGCUCAGAUCGGCCUGCAUCUAAAAAGGUCCGAUUCGACGCUAGCCCCGAGGACACUCCAUCGAAACUUCGCACUCGUGCCCGUGCUACCGACCCUUAUACCGGAUCUCAUUUCAUCGGCAUGGGUAGUGGUUCCCCUUCGUCGCCUACUCCGAACGCGCCCAGCCCCGCUCCGUUUGUCGAAGAGGAAGAGGAAGACCUGUACGGGCCGUCUCCGGUUGUCGACCCUCGCACUCGUCCCGGAUUCAUCCCCAACACGCAGGGAACUUUCCAGCUUGAUUACGACGCCUUCUCAGAUGACGACUCGUCUGAACCCAGCGAACCGUCUUCUCCCACAAGCGCUUCUGCUCCGAGCUCUGCACCUGCCACGGAGACUCCACUCGGUGAAAGCCCUCGAUCUCCUGCGGCAUCUACUGCACCUUCAGUUGCACCAGCUGCUACACCUCGUCCGGCUUCAUUCAUGCCUCCAUCGACUCCAGCAGCCACGGUAGACGACGAAGCUCUCGCGAAGGUUCGCUCUCUGGCUGAAAAGCACAAGCCCAAAACCCCCAGCCGCCUUCGCACCGCAAGUCGUUACUCUAGUCCCAUGACCAUCACCCCGGAUGCUCGCAUUGAAAGCGCGCCUGUUGAGGAUUUCGGUGAUGAUGAAUUUGCCCAAGACGCUCAGUGGCUUUAUGAGCACUGCCCCUCCGGAGAUCUUACCCAAUUCCAGUGGCCCAAUAGACAGGGUUAUCAGGAAAGUCUUGAGAUUAGCCAAACUGCCAUUGACGUUCUUGCUAAAGUGUGGAACGACUCUGAGGUCGAUGAGGCACAUAAUCUCUUCUGUCAAGGCUUCGAAGAAUUCAAGCAGCAGGCAUAAAGCCCUCUCAUAUGAUUCCUUACUGUGACGAAGAAGCGUUGAUUUUUUGUUUUCUACUUCAUUCAACUCUGUUUUUCUUCUUCUCUGUUUCUGGUUUCUGGCAUGUAUGCAUAUUUCUUGUUAUUCUUUAUCUUCUCUAAACAAUUCUGCCCGACUUCCUGGUUGUCUGAUUCUUCCUCUUCUUGCAGUCUCAAAGAUUGCAGGGCUCAGACGGUUGGUUCAGGAAUUUUGCUGUGUGAGGAAUACUCGAAGCUUCGGUUGUGGAUCGUCUAACGGGCAUUUCCAGUCGCGGACUCCUUCAGCUCCAAGCUGAAGUUUGCAGGCCCUUCUGUCAAAUGCUGCAUUCAUAUCUUUAUCUCGCAAUUUGCGGUCUCCUUCGAUUUUAAGUUGAAAUGUGAGGUCCCUCUUCGGAAUCUUCGCUUGUGGACUCCUUCAACCUCCCAGUUGAAGUUUGCAGUCUGCUCCUCAUUUUCGAUUGUGGACCCCUUCAACCUAUAAUCGAAGUUUGCAGGCCCUCUUGCUGAAAAUCUUUCUAGUUUUUCUCUAUUCGCAAGUUGCAGCCUCCUACAGCUUUAAGUUGAAUGUUGCAGGCUCCUUCGUCAGACGUCCCUCCUGCUUCUUUCCCCUUGCUCGAUUUGAUGAACGGUUUUGUGGAUCUGUGGUACUUCUUUUUCAUUGUCAGGUGUAAUCUUGUUUCCUGUUUUUCGAUUUCAGCGGAGGAGUUUUUGAUAUCAUCUCCCCGCUUGGGGCUGUGUCUGAGCCUUGCAUUUGCAUUUUAUCUGAGAGCUUGUACUCCAGGCGUUUUCUUGCGCAAUAAAAAAGAGUUGCAUUUUGUUUCUAACAAUAAACAAUGGA